AUUCAAAACCCAGUUAGGAAAUCAGAUAGCCAACCCGCGUCGCGCUUGGAGUAAUAUCUGACAUCGCCCCAGAAUUUCCCAUUUGGGCUGCAUCGGUUGAGACCUCGCCAGCAUUAAAAAAAGCCACAAACCCUCAAACUCUUACUCCUUCGCUUCAUCACCUCGCAAAAUAAAUAGCUAUUGAUUCCACAAUGACAGAGUCCUGGGUCCUAUCGCAGCAACGCACGAUGGCUCGCUGGGUCUCGUCGAAAAUUACCCAGGAAAUACAUGAUAUUUCGGUGGAUUUGUGCGACGGUUUGGCGCUUCUUGAACUUGUCAACGCAAUUGCAAUUGAGACAAAGGCUUCUCCGUACAGACUCACGCCGAUUCACCGAAGGCCAAAAAUCCCGUUGCAAAAACUGGAAAACGUUGCUGAUGUACUUGAAUUUUGCCGUCUCUUAUUACAAGUGAACACGUGCAAUAUCAGCGCUGAAGAUGUCGUUUGUGGAAACACCAAGCUUAUCCUAGGGCUUAUUUGGUCUUUAUUUGUAUACUCACUGGCAAACAUGGUCUCGGUGAAAUCGGAAAGCAAGUCCUUUGCCGAAAUAAAAUGCAUUUUGUUGCGGUGGCUAAACAUCACGGGCAAAGCCAAAGCGCUACCUCAAAUCACUAAUUUCAACACAGAUUGGUCACUUCAACAGGACAAGCGGCCUGACUUGGUGUUCGCCGCAAUUCUAGAUUUCUACGUGCCCAAUGUGGUCGAUUACAAGAAACUCCUAACAGGAAAAAGACUCUCUGGGCUUGGCGAAAUCAUUGCCCUCGCUGAUGCAUCUUUGGGUAUUCCGGACUUAGCGCUAGCGGAAGACUUCAACGUGCUUGUACCAGAUGAUAAGUGCAUUCUAUUCUACGUGCUCGAGUGGUAUUUGUUUUUUGAAAUACAUAAAAGAGAAACGCAUCUUGACUUGAAAGGAAGCUCAGAAGUCUCUAAAACUGUCAACCAUGACUUUGGUCCUUUUUUCUCAACUGUGAUUCGAGCCUUCAGGCUCAAGAACAUGUACGACACCAAAUCUUUGCGCCUCCUGAACCGUAUCAAUGCUUCUUUCAGAGAACUAGAAGAUUGGCUUGAGCUUCUCGAAACUCUCGACAAAACUGCCAAUUUGGUGAGCUUUUUUGAUCAAUUUUGUGCGGAAAUAGAUGACACCAAGGACUUGGAAUCACAAUUGAGCGCACGAGAGUAUUCUAAUGAAAUUGAGGCACACGUAAAAUGUUUGCAAAAUGCCUUGAGUAAGAGCAUGAAGUUCAAACGUCAGCUGAAACCCGAAAUCAUGUACAGAGAUAUUCCGGAGCUUCGAAAUCUCUCGAAAAAUCUCGACUCUGAAUUGAAAAUAGGUGGUUUUCGAUACCCGUAUGAUCCAAUGAAAGCUCUCUCCCUUGACUGCUUGCUCAUGAAACUACGGCUGCUUUUGGAAGCAGACGCACGAUUCACCGACCUGAUCAACAAUUUCCUUGCGAAACUUUUUGAAACAAGCGUGAGGAAUAUAGAUGAGUUUAUCAGCUACAUGGCGAAGUCUCUUCCAAAGGCUAACAAGCAUGUCUCAGAAGCUGCACAUAAAUUUGCGGCAGGGCUAGAGUUACUUCUUGAAUUGAGAAACAACAUGCACGAGUACCAGCUGAUUGAAAAACAAGAGCAUACGACUUCAGACUUGAAAAUUCUUGCGGAGUCGAUUGCAUUCUACGAUCUACCUGCAACUCCCACAACACCAAAGGACUCGCAGUUUCAGUUAUUCCAAGCAGAAGUGGACAAACAAACCAAUCGUGCCAAUCUCACAUUGGUAGACUUAAAAAAGUUCCUACAGAAAUUGAUGCCAUCUUCACAGUUCAACGGUCCAGAGCUCCAGGGUAUUAUUCUGCUAGUUCCCUCGCGGUGUUUUUUGCCUCGUUCAGAAAGCAAUGACUUUAAUACAGUAGUUCAUAUGGAUGACAGCGACGACCCUGACUCAGUUUUUGACAACGCUCUGAAAACCCUUGAAUGCAAGCUUUUAGGAGCACAAGGAAGAAUCUACGACUUGACGCUGCUUGUGCAACGAAUGGAGUCGGGAUUCAAUAUCUGAGGCGGGGUUAUACAUCCGUGCAUCCC
Metschnikowia bicuspidata var. bicuspidata NRRL YB-4993 is the source of this 2116-nucleotide messenger RNA. RefSeq names its product Abp2p (gene ABP2). The coding region runs from base 192 to 2090 and encodes 632 amino acids. Gene Ontology annotation, molecular function: actin filament binding. Lineage: Eukaryota; Fungi; Ascomycota; Pichiomycetes; Serinales; Metschnikowiaceae. Gene Ontology annotation, cellular component: cell junction; cortical actin cytoskeleton; plasma membrane. The transcript has a single exon. The record is from RefSeq and is a predicted model, not a curated record. Gene Ontology annotation, biological process: actin cytoskeleton organization.